Molecule: messenger RNA, 503 nt
Organism: Paramecium sonneborni
Lineage: Eukaryota; Ciliophora; Oligohymenophorea; Peniculida; Parameciidae
Source: the annotation of a GenBank genome assembly
AUGUUUAAAUUUCAAUAAUUAUUGCUAACUAAAUUUUGCUCCUAUAGAAGCAUAUUUAUUCCAAAAGAGAAAUUAGAAUGCAGGUUUAGUAAAAGCUCUGGACCAGGAGGAUAACAUGUUAAUAAAACAAAUUCUAAAGCUGAAAUAAGAUUUAAUCUAUAAUCUGCUGAUUGGCUAAAUGAUUAAUAGAAAUUAAAAUUUUUAAGGCUUUAUCCCAAUUUUGUCAAUAAGGAAGGAGAAAUUAUUCUAACAAGUCAAUUUACUAGGGAAUAAUCAAAAAAUCUAGAAGAUGCUAUCGACAAAUUAAGAGAAAUGAUUUUCGAAUGCAGUAAACCAGAUAAAAGUGAAUUUAUAAUACCUCCACCUAGUUAAUAUAAAAUUAAAUAGAGAAUAUAAUGUAAAAGAUAAAGAUCGGAUGUUAAAAAAACAAGAAAUAUAAAAUGACAUGUAGCUUUUAUUUGUGUAAAUUAAAUUAGAUUAUUCUAAAAACACAAAUACCAAAU